Molecule: messenger RNA, 1395 nt
Organism: Blumeria graminis f. sp. triticale
Lineage: Eukaryota; Fungi; Ascomycota; Leotiomycetes; Helotiales; Erysiphaceae
Source: the annotation of a GenBank genome assembly
AUGUCUUUUUCUCGCAGUCCUUCACCGAGAACUGGAGGCGGAUGGGAAGGUCCUGGGCUCAGUAAUCCAUACGCAAAUAGUUACAAUGGGUCCGGCACUUCGAAUAAUUAUCAUGACAUCAAUGGCCACGGAGCUGUAACCUGGGAAUCCGCUAGGACAAAGAGCAGAGGAGUCAACAGAUAUUCAACCUUUGCUAUCCAGAAUCAAGGGUUUCUCGCUCGAAACUUCCAAAGACUGACAAAUAGCCUACCACGAUUCAGCAACAGGAUCGACAGGCCUAAUGCAGAGAAAGAGAAGGUAAGAUACGGCCGAUGGUCACCUAAUAAUAGAGGCAAAUUUUUGCGUCUAAAAAAUAUGAUCCGAUGGAGUAGUAGAAAGUCUAAGAUAAGAUUCUGCUCAUUAGUUGGGCUCAUAAUAAUGAUCAUACUAUUUUAUGUCACGCCUGCUAGAUACUGCUGGCGCAGAGCGAAGAUACUUGGAGGUGGUAAAAAGUUUGUGAUAAUCUUAGCUGCUAAUCAGGGAGGCGGCGUCAUGGAAUGGAAAGGCCCACGAGAAUGGGCUAUCGAACGAGACAGCAUAAAAAACAAGAAAAAAUACGUGAGCCGUUGGGGUUAUGACCUUGAGAUUGUGGACAUGAGUACUAAGAAACGCUAUGCUCACGAGUGGAGGGAAAGUUGGGAAAAGGUAGACACCAUUCGUAAUACCAUACGAAAAUAUCCUAGCGCCGAGUGGUUUUGGUGGUUAGACCUCAACACUUUCAUAAUGGAACCGUCCUACUCACUACAGUCGCACAUAUUUAGCCACCUCGGGAAGGUUACCUAUAGAGACAUCAACGAGUAUAACCCCCUGAACAUAACACACCCCUUUAAUGCUUCUUAUUUGGAUACAGAAUCUCUCAAUGUUAGAGGUGACGACAAAGCCAACUCUAUCAACCUGAUUGUUCCCCAAGACUGCUCAGGCUUCAAUCUCGGAUCUUUUUUUGUACGACGCAGUACCUGGACUGAUCGACUUCUUGAUGUAUGGUGGGAUCCUGUAGGCUACGAGCAAAAGCACAUGGAGUGGGAGCACAAGGAACAAGAUGCUCUUGAAUAUUUAUAUCAAAAUCAUCCCUGGAUCCGCCCGCACACUGCAUUUAUUCCGCAGAGAAUGAUUAAUAGCUUUCCUGAGGGUGCAUGCUCAGAAAAAGGGAAUGAUAGCCGUAUUCACUACAACAAAAAAGAACGUGAUUUUGUAGUAAAUAUGGCCGGCUGCGAAUGGGGCCGUGAUUGUUGGGGUGAAAUGUAUAAUUUCCGUGAGUUGAGCAAUUAUCUUAACCGGACGUGGUGGGAAAGGUUCAAAGAGGACUUUGUAGCGGUAGUUUGGGAGAAAGCCACAGGUCGAAAGAUCCGACUAUAA